CCCCAACGCGCUCCUACUCGUCACGUUGGGCUGCUACUAGUCCUCAGUCUCAUCGCUUUGCAUGGUCCGCCGGCAAUCGCACAUUGAGAUCGACCAUGGACUACGCACCAUCAAUGCUCAGGUCGAGUCCCUUCAGCAACGCGAGGACGAGCUAGCCCGUGCCCUUGCAGAGGUUCAAGCCAAGAAACGCUCACUUCUACAACAACGUGUCCAACUCGAGAUCCAGAAACAACCUAUCAAUUGGCUUCCCAGCGAACUUCUCUGCCGCGUAUUCUACCACGUCAUCUGGCAAGAGCCUAUGAACGACAAGGAUCCGCGUUUUUCAGCGCAGCGACGCACAUUCUACCCCGAUGCCAUCACCCUCUCCCACGUGUGCGGUAGCUGGCGUCAGGUUGUUCUUUCGACCUCCCGUUUGUGGGCGUACAUUUCGUACCGAACCCGACGAUGGUCUCCCAAAGCACUUGGUCAUUCGUUGGAGAGGGCCGGGACUAGCCCUGUCGACCUCGUCUACUCUGUCCGGGCUUGCGACGUUCGUACUAAGAGGGACGCGCAUGAAGAGGUUCGCACAGGAAAACGAUUGAUUCGAGCGAUCAUCCGGCGCUACUCACACCGCCUACGUUCACUGCAUCUCACAUUUCACGAAAUGGCAGGCAUGGACGCAAUCGUAACGGCACUUUCACGGCUGUACUUCCCCAUGCUCGAGCAGCUCGAACUCAAUGCUCCUCCCACCAAACAUCAGCAUUUAUCGUCUGAAACGUCAACACUGAACUUUCUUCGGCAGUCUCCGACAAGUUGGUUCAACUCCCUGACCAGCAUGCACGUGCAGAGAGUCCCUCUCAGAUGUUUCUCGCGUCAUGUAGUAACCAACUUACGUGCACUAAAGCUGUCUUUCUAUUCCAAAGAAUCAUUGCUACCAGCCGACGAACUCUUUCAGUUCCUCGCCUAUGCACCGCGGAUUGAAGACCUUACCCUCGAUAAUGUUUGGUUCGACUGGAAACAAUCCACGGCAACAUCUUCUUCCAACAUAGAGGCCGAUAACCUUCCAAGCGCAACCCUUCCCAGGCUCCAUCGGUUCACUUGGCAUGGCGCUUCCGCCGUUCACGUUGGCAGACUGAUGUCCUCUCUGCACAUGCCCCGCCUACAGUUCUGGGACCUGAUCGUCCUCGGCACGUUCGAUUCACACGACUGUCUCGCCGCCCUCGCCCGCCACGCGUGGCAGGGAAGCUUACCAAUGCCGCCCAGCAACCCGCCGCCCAAGGGCGUCCACACGCUCAGCGCACUCAGCGAUCUCACUGUACAGUGCCACGACGCGGAUGAGCUUGGGGAAAUCCUGUGCAUGUUCACGUGCCCGGCGCUCGAGCGGCUCGAGCUCGGCUUCCUCGAUCCCGACAUGGCUGUCCGCGCGGGCACGACAAAGCUCGACCUCCCGCGCGCGGGUAGCCUCUUCAGGGACCCGCGUCUCCCCGCGCUGACGCACCUCGUGCUCUCGGAUUUUGUGCUCGGGGGUGGGCGGGGUUGUGGAGGAACUAUGCGGGGUAGCAAACGUGAACGUGAGAUGGAGGUCGAGGAUGUGGCGAUGUUGCGGUACAUGCCGGGCUUGGUGUCGUUGACGCUCGUGGUGUGUGCAGGCGCGGGUGUGCUGCUGCGCGAGCUUGCGCGGACGUGUCCGAGCGGCAGGUUGUCUGGGAAUUCAGUUGCUUGGGACCAAGGGGUCGGCGCGCGCGUGUGCCCGAAGCUAGAGGAGAUCACGCUCAUGAGCUGCCGGGAUGUGGCCUUCACAGACAUUGUCCACGUCGUACACCUGCGCUCCGGCCAGCAGCGCACGACUCCUUUAGUGGCUUUAGAUGUGAACACCAAUGGCGACACUCGCGCUCCUCCAGCGUCCGGCGCCUGCCUGUCUGAUUCCGGUCCUCCGAACCCCAACACGGUCGCAUCAGCCGCUGCCUGUGAUGCGCCUCCACCUCCAGACCCACCCACGCUCGUCCAGCGCAAGAUCGUACCUCUCCGGCGCAGGCUGAAGCAGACUGCGCAAGACCCCAGUGCGCAGAGUAGCCAUGCUCCAACGGGAGGGCUUUGGACAAUGCCGAUGACGAUGUUCUCGAUGGGCGAGGCGCUGCGCCCCGCGAAACUGGUGUGUGUGUACAUCGACGACUGUCCCCUUGUGACGAGGAGAGAUGCGGACGCGCUGGAGGGUAUGGGUGUUAUGGUGUCGUAUUCGUGAUCUUUUAGUAAUUUCGGAAGCAUCAGUGUUUAGAAAGACUGCCAUCUGGCUCGCAAUGUGUGCAAGUC
Molecule: messenger RNA, 2289 nt
Organism: Coniophora puteana RWD-64-598 SS2
Lineage: Eukaryota; Fungi; Basidiomycota; Agaricomycetes; Boletales; Coniophoraceae
Exons: 1
Coding region: 62-2221 (719 amino acids)
Source: RefSeq, a predicted model, not a curated record